Messenger RNA from Saprolegnia parasitica CBS 223.65, 435 nucleotides. RefSeq lists its product as hypothetical. The record is from RefSeq and is a predicted model, not a curated record. Bases 1 to 435 code for a protein of 144 amino acids. NCBI's taxonomy places the organism in Eukaryota, Oomycota, Saprolegniomycetes, Saprolegniales, Saprolegniaceae. The transcript has 2 exons.
AUGGUUCGCGUCACCGUACCCGAGCUCUUCGCAGUGCACUCGUGGAUGCAGAGCAUCGACACCACGUUCGACGCCACCGAUAUCCUCAUGAUGCUCGACGACUUCCAAGGCGACUUUUCCAUCCAAGCCGCUGGAGUUCCCAGCACGGCCACUACAAACAAGCACAACGCUGCCGAUGCGCACGCCGCGGCAGUGCGCUCCGUCUACUACUGCAAGGUCCAAACGACACAAACGGUUCUGAACGCGGCAACCGAGGUGAUCAAAGACGACAAGAUUCGAGUCAGCCGCAUCGAAGCGACGCGCCGCGCGUCAGCCCUCUUUGUCCAGAUCCAAGAGAGCAACCUUAUGCGCGCACAGAAAAAGAGCAAAGAACUCGUUGCGCAUUGCCUUGAGUUCCAAGCAAGACACCCCAUCGCAACCGCUGGUGCCUACUAG